AUGUCAAAAUCCGUGAGGCAGGAUUAUACCAUCGUGGGAGUGAAAGACGAGGGCGCAGCAGAGAAGGACGUGUAUUACUGCCACAGUAAACAAUAUGCGUAUGCUGUGUACUACUGCCAUAAGUCGGCAUGUACUUUGGAAGCAGGCAGGAGGAUCGCAAGAGUUUGGGUGAAGGGAGAAGAUGAUAGGACGGAGGAGGCGGUGGCUGUGUGUCACAAGGACACCAGCGCCUGGAUUCCCAACAACAUCCCAUUUAAGGCGCUGAAUGUGAAGCCUGGUACCCCCUCUAUCUGCCUUUUCGUUCCCCAAGGAGACCACCUGUGGCAGAUAGCCGACUGA
This is a messenger RNA of Cryptomeria japonica (Japanese cedar), 339 nucleotides long. Its product is annotated as BURP domain protein RD22-like. NCBI's taxonomy places the organism in Eukaryota, Viridiplantae, Streptophyta, Pinopsida, Cupressales, Cupressaceae. The record is from RefSeq and is a predicted model, not a curated record. The transcript has a single exon. The coding region runs from base 1 to 339 and encodes 112 amino acids.